AUGGUGUGCGUUCUCCUGGGAAUUAUGGGACUUGCUUUCAAGCAGUUCCAUAAGGAAAGAAGCAGCGGUUUCUGGAGCAACUGGUCUGUGGGACUCUCGUCUAUCGGGUUUCCUAGCGGAAGUGAGGCGAUCUUCGUCGUCUACAACUUCGUCCUCACCAAGAACACUGGAGCUGAAACACAUCAAGCCCGUCUGAAGCGGUACGCCGAGACUGCGAGAAAAGCGGGAAUCGAGUUCACGGAGUUUUCGGCACGAUGUGGCUUCUGCCUCAGUGUUCAGGCACUCAAAAGCAUUGAGAACUGGAAGAAAGAAGUGAAGAAAGAGAGAAGGGAAUUGAGGGGUCUGGAAAAAUUGAAGCCAGAGCUCAGGGAGGCCAACAUAAGAAAGAGAGCAGCAGAGGGAAAACUGGCGGCAAUUGAAAAUAUCACCAGAGAUACGGAAGAGAGACUCCAAAGAGAGGAAAGAGGAUCGGAAGAGUGGAUGGAGCUUCACACACAGGCCAUGAACAAUAUCAGAGAAGUUCUCCAUAACCCCGCUCCAGCCACAACACUGACCGAAUAUUUCGAGAUGGGAUUGGUUGUUUUGGCGAUUGCCGGACUCGCUAUGAAGCAAUUUAAGAAGGAGAGAAGUGACUGUAUCUGGACCAACCUCGGUGUUGCUCUCUCAUCGAUCGGAUUCCCGAGUGGAAGCGAAGCCGUCUGUGUCAUUUACAGCUUCUUGCUUCGGAAGAGUUCAAAAACAUGGCGGAACGGUGCAAUGUGGUUCUUCAUUGUCGCCUUUCUCGUGUUGAGCUGCUUUUCUUCUGAUCCAUCUGACCCAUCCUUGGACAACUACAUGACGUUUGUCUUUGGGAUCAUCCUGACCGAUGUGUUGAUCAUCAAACUGGGAAAAGUGAAAAUGGCCACGAAUAUCGCCUCGGGACUUCUCCUUGUGCUCAUUGCUGCUGUUUCAGUUGAUGCCACUUAUUGGCACCUCUUGGAGAACAUUCCUCUCUCGGUCUUCGAUUACAGGUUCCCGCUUAUUGCCUGUGCAGCAGCUGUUCUGAGGUAA
Caenorhabditis remanei is the source of this 1050-nucleotide messenger RNA. RefSeq lists its product as uncharacterized. The transcript is spliced from 6 exons. Lineage: Eukaryota; Metazoa; Nematoda; Chromadorea; Rhabditida; Rhabditidae. The coding region runs from base 1 to 1050 and encodes 349 amino acids. The record is from RefSeq and is a predicted model, not a curated record.